Exophiala spinifera is the source of this 1236-nucleotide messenger RNA. RefSeq lists its product as uncharacterized. The transcript has a single exon. NCBI's taxonomy places the organism in Eukaryota, Fungi, Ascomycota, Eurotiomycetes, Chaetothyriales, Herpotrichiellaceae. The record is from RefSeq and is a predicted model, not a curated record. Bases 1 to 1236 code for a protein of 411 amino acids.
AUGUCUAAUAUAAAGGAUUUCGAUGAUGACGAAUAUGUUGCCAAAUUACUCGCCGAAGACGCACGAAAGAGUUCGAUCAAGUAUGCUUCUCAAGGAAUGUCGGCACUCCUGCCUGCGAAGUCGACUGCUUCAGGAUUGAAGCCCAACACACGGUUUCUGAAGACCCUGGUUCGCGAAGCAGAUAGUCAUAAUGCAGCACUGAAGAAGAGGGAAGAAGUUGAGGCCAGAGCGCGUCUUAGAGCAAUUAGAGAUGACCCAAGGUCCGAGGGGGACCGAACCCGAAAACACCACGACAAAGAUGAGCAUCAUGGGCACCAUCGGGAAAAGCCAAGGGAACCUGACAGAAAGAAAAGGCGUCUGAGCUACAGUGACGACGAGGACAAGAGAGCUAGACGCCCCAGAGCCCAUCGAUCACAAAAGACCCGUCGCAGUCGAAGUCCUGACGGAGAGCUCAGCAGGACCAGGGAAAGAAGAUACAGGACUAGAAGAGACGACGAGAGAAGUGAGCCUCAACGUAGGUCACGGCAGAGGAGACGUUCAGAUGACCAUAAGUCUCUACGACUGUCCAGGUCACGCUCGAGAUCUAUCGACAGGCUCCAUAACAGAAAAGACGAUACGCCCGAAUCAUCUCGUACCCACAGACAUCGCAGGCGAAGUUCUCAUUCCUCAACAACUUCAGAUCCUUUGAAGUCGAUAGUGGGACCGAGUCCUCGAGACCAAUCAACGACGACGAAGCGAGGACGCGGAUUUAUUCGAGGCGGUCAAUCUUCCAACAUUGACGCGCAUUUCGUUUCCAACUAUAAUCCAUCUCUCGAUGUCGGGGCGGAUCCAGAAUCAGACACCGAAGCGGCAGACUGGGACAAUGCUCUGGAAGCACUCCGCGACCGCAGAGCGUGGCGCGAAAAACAAGCUGAACGGCUUCGGGAAGCUGGCUUCGAUGAUGACGAGAUUGACCGGUGGGAGAAGAGUGCAUCCUCAAACCCCCGACUGGAUGCCGAUGGUGAUUUACGAGAUGUUACAUGGUCAAAGAAGGGUGAGCAGAGGGAAUGGGACGUUGGGAAGCCUGCGUUUGGCGAGACCGAUGACGCUGGUGAUGAUGUUGAUGACACAUUGCUCAAGGCAACGGAAAGAAGGGAACGCAGCCAGGGGAAGCGCAAGGGUGGAAAGGUCGUGGGCGAAGCUUGGUAUGGGAAGGAUAGUGGUCUGCUGAAACAAUUUCGCAGUGCACUUGGUUGA